AUGGCUGCUACCUUCGGCUCUGUCACGGGCCGUGAUGAAUCGUCCCCGACGCUCCAACCCUUGACCUAUGAUGCUAGACAAAACUCGCGCUCGCCCGCUUCAUCACGGCGAGAUGCGCCUCUCGCCAUACCCGAUUUCGUCUUUCCUACCCAGUCCGCUACCCCCGAUUUCGCUCCCGAUUUCGAAUCACCGAUGCAAGCUUCCGCUUUUGCCAACAACCAAGAGUUCAGCUUUCCUUCACGCGACAAUCUUCCUCACCGGCCAGCCGCCCUGCCUGACUUUAGCUUCAAUCCUGGUGCUUCGAUCCCUCAUUGUCUCCAUUCGCCUGCGCUUCUCAGCCCGCCCACCUCGCCGCAUUCCCCCAACCCCACGCCUUCCUCCAGACCUGUUCGCCAUGGCCACCGUAGAGGUGGCAGCGAGUUUGUAGGCGGAAGCAUACGCGAUGGAAAUUCUAUUGCCGUCAUGAGUACAAGCCCAACCAAGGAAGCCGGCUUCCCCCAGUCGCUGCAGCCUCCGCCACGGCGAAGAGGCCAUAAAAGAGGCUUGUCUGGUGCUAUUUCCACCAACGACCUGCCUAUCCUGCAACCCCCCACCAUGGAUUGGACACCCAAAGGUAGCAGCGCUCCUAACAGCCCAACCAACUUUGACCAAGGAAUAAACGCCACAAUUCCGCUUGCAGACGACUCUACAAUUCUCACUGCUUUGCCCGAACCCGUUCAUCAGCCCCCCUCCCCUGCAGCCCCGGCCCCGGAACCAGACGUGUCCAUCCCGCCCAGCCCCAGACCUGCGAGAACGACAAACAGGGCCCGCGUCGGCUUCUCAGAUACUCUCGAGUUCAUUCCUCGGCCACUGUCUUUGGUGUCUAGUGAUACAUCCAGCACCGUGACCGCGCGACCAGGACACUGCAUGUCUGAGAGCAUCUCUUCUGUUGUUUCCCCUGCUUCGACGAGUGAUGAUCAUAGCCCUUCCGCUCUCUCACGAAGCCCGACUAGAGAGAUGCCGGAAUCGAGACCAUCGACUGCUGGCGCCAUUCUGGAGACUGUUGCUGGCACCGAGCCCGAGCAAACAAACACAUCGCCUAGGCGUCGAAACUCCAUCCCGGCACUGAUUGGCGCUACUGAACCUUCAAUAGCCGACUCAGCAUUGCCGAGCCCAGCAAGAGCUUCGAAACGAUGGUCCUUCUUCGGACUAGAGACCUUCGGCCCCUCGAGCAUGUCAUCGAGAACCCGGCCUAUUAGCUCAAGUUCUUCUGAUUCUGUUUCUCGUACCCACACAGUCUCGUCCUCCGAUCGAGAAUCGGACUCUGACGCUGCCAAUCCCUCAAAAUCAAAACAUAAGAAGAAGAGCAAGAAGUCUCGAACUCGGACUGUGAGGGGUUGGGCAGGCGCAAUUUUGCCCAUCAAGGGCAAGGGAGAGAAACGCAAAUGCAAGCCGAGUGCCGUGCGACCACCCACUCCGCCGCCGUCUGUUACCCCUUUGGACGAGGACGAGGAUGACGAGGACGAUUGCGCUGGACAAGAGACUUUCCCCGCCCUCUCUGCUCACAUUCAACCUCCCCAGUUACCCACAUUAGUGACGCAGCAGCCACGCCGACCAGAUGAGGUCAUGUCACCUAUGAUUGAUCUUGAUGCUGCACUUGGCCCCUUCAACACACCACUGCCACAUAAUCCGGAGUGGGAGGCAGCACAGCGUGCGGCUGGUGGUGCUGGCAGGCGUCGUCUGCACAGUGCUCAGGGGAUGAAGGGCUUUGGGGGUCCUGGUAUGCACUACCAUCGACGAGCCGAAUCGGCGCCUGAUCUGCCACCGUUUGAUGCUGGCCGAGCGGGUAUCAAUCGAUUUAGUAGCAACUCUACAAUGGCUGAUGUCUUUGAGGAGGAAGAGGAGGAAGAUGAUGGUGGCAGCAGUGACGGCGGCAACACCACAGCUACGCCGGGGGUGGACGUCCCUUUAGAGUCCAAGAUCACAAAUGUUUUCUUUAGCGAUAGUGGCUCUGAAACCACCAGCCUUCGUGGUCUUGCUAUGCGGCGAAAGAGCUCGGGACUUAGCGACAAGGACCAGAGCGGCGCUCGCUCUCCCCUACUCGAUGAGCACUGCGUCCUCACAUCCGUCCCCGAGGUCACCCAUGUCUGA
Molecule: messenger RNA, 2130 nt
Organism: Cordyceps fumosorosea ARSEF 2679
Lineage: Eukaryota; Fungi; Ascomycota; Sordariomycetes; Hypocreales; Cordycipitaceae
Product: cell wall proline rich protein
Exons: 2
Coding region: 1-2130 (709 amino acids)
Source: RefSeq, a predicted model, not a curated record